AUGACCAAUUUUAACAUUAAGAUCAUCUCGGACAACGUCUGCCCCUGGUGCUACGUCGGCAAGCGCCGCCUCGACAAGGCCAUCGCCCUCUACCAGAAGACGGUCCCCGCCGGCAAGGACGACACCUUCACCGUCACCUGGUCCCCCUUCUACCUGGACCCGACGUCGCCCAAGCAGGGCGUGCCGCUGCGCGAGCGCAUGGCCCAGCGCUUCGGCCCCGGCCGCUUCGACGCCAUGUCGGCGCGCCUCGCCCAGAUCGGCGCCGGCGAGGGCAUCCACUUUUCCUUCGACAGCCGCGUCGGCAACACGCGCGACUCGCACCGCGUCGUCGCGCUGGCCCAGGCCAAGGGCCCCGAGACGCAGAACCGCGUCGUCGCCGAGAUCAUGCGCAGCUACUUCGAGGAGGACGGCGACAUUACGAGCAAGGACAUGCUCGUGCAGGCGGCCGUCAAGGGCGGGCUCGAGGCCGGCGAGGUCAGGGCCUGGCUCGAGAGCGACCAGGGCGGCGCCCAGGUCGACCGCGAGGUCCAGGAGGCGUAUGCCCUCGGCGUCAGCGGCGUGCCGCACUUUGUCGUCGACGGGCAGCAGCUCGGCGGCGCGCAGGACGUCGAGGCGUUCGUCGAGGCGUUUGCCAACAUGAAGGAGAAGAGGGCGUAG
Molecule: messenger RNA, 657 nt
Organism: Verticillium nonalfalfae
Lineage: Eukaryota; Fungi; Ascomycota; Sordariomycetes; Glomerellales; Plectosphaerellaceae
Exons: 2
Coding region: 1-657 (218 amino acids)
Molecular function (GO): oxidoreductase activity
Source: RefSeq, a predicted model, not a curated record